Messenger RNA from Eriocheir sinensis (Chinese mitten crab), 2454 nucleotides. RefSeq lists its product as uncharacterized. The transcript has 4 exons. Lineage: Eukaryota; Metazoa; Arthropoda; Malacostraca; Decapoda; Varunidae. Bases 636 to 1751 code for a protein of 371 amino acids. The record is from RefSeq and is a predicted model, not a curated record.
CGUGCAACAUAUCUCUUUCUGAUUAAAAACAAAAAAUAAUAAUAUAAGCGACACGUGCCAUGAAACAACAACGUAAUAUACGCUGUAAAAGCCAGUCACACGAUAGUACACACGAGUAAAAAAAAAAAAAAUACUCACCACAGGAUAGAAUGAAGAGAAAUAAAACAAGUCAACACGGUUUGAAGCCAGAGCCGAGUCCACGCACCCGGACGCAUUUCCUUCCCCGCCUCCCUAUCUGUGGCACAGCGACCCACCCGCAUCAGUGCCUUACUCUACCCGGGCACUCACCAGCCGCGGCGCACCGAUCAAUGCGUUAUUAUUAACAGAACAUGUAUGGAUAUAUUUAUUUUCUUCUUCGAGAAUAAUCGGUGUUAGCCAGUGAUGGAAAGACGAAACUUUCAAUGAUUUUAAUAACUCGGCGUUUAGUGUGAAUUUUGCCUUUAUUCCUCCUGUAAAGACUUAAUAGCCAGUGCCGAAAAGAUGAAUCCCUCAGUGCUUAAAAUAACGGAACAUUUAAUGUGAAUUUGCUCUUUUCGCCAUAUGACCGAUGCAGUUGCGGCGCCUCGAUUUUAGUAAAAAAAAAUCACUAUAGAGAAUAACCAGUGUUGGUCAGUAAUGAAAAGACGAGACCCAAGAUGAAGAGAAUCAAGGACAAGUUAUGGUCGCGGAAGACGCUGAGCAAAGACAACUCCGUCUGCCUCGCGGGCGUGGCGAAGGCUUCCCUGCUCCUGACCCGCACGGUGUCCCAGGAGGCCGCGGAGAGCCUUGGCCAUCGCAGAGUCUCAGUGGAGGAGCCGUUGGCGUCCUCCAAACUCGCAGCAUCUUCGUGUAGCCUGAACCUGGAGCGUCACAAAUCGGCCUACGAGAUGGGGGUGGCCGAGGAGGUGUGUCCGGCGGGCGUGGGGAGCUACCGACGCAUGGAGAGCCGGGAGUGCAUGGAGCUGGCGGCCUCCACGGGGAGCUUGAGGGCUGGAGGGUCUGGCGGAGGCAAGAACGAGACUCCCGCCUCCAGCACGCCCCGCACCGCCUCACUCGACCCGGAGACCUUUGUCAUGCACUUCCAUAGAACACAAAGUAGCCACUCGUAUAAGAUGAAGCGUCGGAAGUCCGCGGCGAGCAAGAAGGAUCAGCCCGCCGCCAGACCCCCGCGUAGCAACUCCUUGGACACAGGGCACUUUGCCAUUUACGUGGACAGCCUUCUGAGGGACGCGUCGGAGCCUCAGGAGAAUGGACGCGCUCAGGGCCUUGGCCACACCAGCGACGACGACUCCGACAGAACGCCCACGGAUGUAACGCCCACCGGCAGCUUCACGUCUCUCACGCCCACGGGCUCCAGGGAGGAUAUUCUGCUGGGGAAGAGAGUCUGGAAGCGGUUCAGCAGGCGGUGGUUGCGUCGCAGCACAUACAGCCUCGCUGAAGGUUUGGCUUCCCAGUCCGCCGCCUCCGCCGCCAUCUCGCUGCCGCAUAUCAACCAGCUGUCAGACUAUGAGGAGGACCAAGGCACGGACGACCCCCACACCGAGACUAGCCAGGGACACGACCCACCCAAGCAGAGCAGGAACAACAAGCGGGCAGACAAAGGCAAGAAAACUAAGCUAAAGCGUCGCCGAGCUUACUACAGGACCCCCAAAGAUGUGAGUACCCGUGUGUGUGUGUGUGUGUGUGUGUGUGUGUGUGUGUGUGUGUGUGUGUGUGUGUGUGUUACCUAUGUACGUAUAUUUGUGUGUGUUCUUACCUGUCUCAAAUCCUAAUUCUUUACCUUAUACCGUUCUCUCUAUCUGUCUAUCUAUCUAUCUAUUAACCUCUCUCAUCGCUCAGAAAUUGCCUCCUUUGUCACAAUUGAUCCGCUAUUAUGUCGUUCCUCCUUUCCUCCCUUUCUCUUUCUCUCCUCCCUCUUCCUCCCUUCCAUGUUAUCCUCUUGCAAGCUCUCUUCCUCUUCUUCCUCUCCACUUUCGCGUCCUUCUCUCCAUACUCUCCUCCCUCCUGCAUUCCUCUCUCUUCCCUUCUCUCUCCUCCUACCUACCUUUUCUCUAUUUUUUUUUCCUCCAUACCUCUCUCGCCUUUCUGCUCUUCGCCUCCUCAAUAUCCUCCUCCUUCCCCUCCUCUCUUCACCCCUUCCUUUCCUUCACCUAACCUUCCUUCCAUACGUUUGAUCUUCCUCCCUUUCCUCUUUCCCUCCCUCCCUCCCUAUCCCCAUAUGUACCUUGACAUAUCCUCACAAGUUUACAUGAAGGGUCUAUCGAUCCAUCCAUCCCUAUCUGUCUAUCUAUAUAUGUCUACCUUCCUCUCCAUCAGUAUCUAUCUACCUAUCUAUCUACCUGUAUGUGUCCUUACCUGAUCUUCGCCGGCUUGACGCAUCGAAGCCUCCCUGACAUGUGCCCUUCCAGCUGUCAGAGGCUCAAAUCCGGGGGCCGCGUCUCCCUUUGAUCCCGCCUGUCGGAAGGUUUAGUCAGG